Molecule: messenger RNA, 1638 nt
Organism: Phaedon cochleariae (mustard beetle)
Lineage: Eukaryota; Metazoa; Arthropoda; Insecta; Coleoptera; Chrysomelidae
Source: the annotation of a GenBank genome assembly
UGGGUAUAACCUCUGUUUUGAUAUGUAUUUUUCUAGUUUCCUCCUAAGAAUAAUUUCCGCACCGUAUUUCCCAACAGUUCCAUUGUCUACGAGAAGGAAAUACGCGUGCCUGUUAUUUAAAGCUGCAUUUUUAGAUCUGCAAAAAAUAAACACUCAGUAUCAUCCCACUCGGAAAUUGUCAACAACUAUCAAAUCUUCACGUCAUCCAACUUUUAAUCAUUCAUCACAUCAAAAUUUCAGUAAAUUACUCAUCAACAUGUCUCACCCAACGAACUGAACCCAACAAAAACCAAUCCAAAUCUUCAAGUGAUGAUAUCAAGAGCAGUACUCAGCUUAUUCAAAAACAGACAAAUAAUCAGAAGAACCAGUUAUUCGACAGUCAAAAGACUCUUCAACGAUACCACUUCCAAGAACAAUGCCAUCCAAAUAAGGAACAUACACAACACCAGGUUACCCAAAACUCCAGACCUCAUCUACAUUCCACACGUCAUACGAUGGCUGAAGACCAAGUUCCAAUUCAAGUACCUGCAGAAAACCUGGGACCCCGAAUUCACAGAAGGCGCUUUCAUAUACGGUACAUCCAAAGCUGUGUGCAGAAUCACAGAAAUCAUUCACGAGGACAAGCCUGAAGACCUAGAAGGUCUUCUUACUCCCACCACCAAGAUAAAAUUGAAGGAACAGAUGAAGGCCAUCUUGACCAAGUCGCAGAAGGCUAUCAUAAAGCUGAAGCCGGAGGAUAUCAAGAUUUUGGUGCCGAUGAACGUUUGUCUUAAGAACGAAGGGUUGCAGAAGAGUUGCAAGAUUGGGAUGAGGGUGCUUGCUCUGAAAUGGUUUCAGCAGAAGAAUGGCGCUUUGAGGUUGGUGUUAGUGGCCCUGCAGACAGAAUUCUUGAAGGACUACAAAGAUGGCAGUUAUAAGUUGGCAAAAAAACGAACUCCCAUUCAACAACCAGGAAAAACUUGGGAUCCCAAUUUUAAGAGAAAAAACCUGAAGACUUAGGUCUUAGGUUGGUGCAGAUGGCAUUGCAGAUAGAUUUCAGAUUGGUUCAUCAGUGAUUUCGACAUUUUGGAAUGUGCGCACCCAAUCGACUGUAUGAUUGAUGCUGAUGAAAAAUCACUUAAAACAGAAACAGCAAAUUGUAACGUAAAAUAAAUUUGGGCUGCUACAAAAACAGAGUCUGGUGACUUAAUAUGUAUAUUAUUUCAGUUCUCAACAUACACAAGUGAAUUUUUCCAUUAUUUUUUCAGCUACUGUAGGAGGAACCUCACGGAUCUAUCUCAGGCCCGGUUAUAUUCAGCUAAUGUUCAAACGAUUAAAUAAAAUAUCACAUAGGAGUGGAGGAACAACUAUAUUUCAAUUCUUUGUUAGUCAGAUACUAUGACUUGCCAAAAAUAACUUAUAUUUCUAGUAUAAGGAAUGAAUGAUGAAUGAAAUACAUAUGAACAGAAAAUGAGUGUUUUGGUUUCUUAUCUAUACUUACCGAGGUGAUGAUAUGGAAUGAUAUGGUACUUCGGUAUGUUGUCCAAUAAGGUCUUGAUUGUUUUCGACUAUGCCCCAAGGUGCUAUACCUAGGGUGUUCACCCGACCAGUCCUCUGAGAUCUUUCUAGUAAAAGCGCAUCUCCUACGUGUUUUGUUAC